AUAAAAGAGUGCUCAAGUUUGAUAUCAUUACUAAAUAAAUUGGACAACUUCACAUCUUUAACUACCUUAAAUAUAAAAGGGUGCUCAAGCUUGACAUCAUUGCCAAAUGAAUUGGACAACCUCAUAUCUUUGACUACCUUGGAUAUGGAUGGAUGCUCAAGCUUGACAUCAUUGCCAUUAGGUAACCUCACAUCUUUGACUACCUUAUAUAUGGAUGAGUUCGAAAGCUUGAUAUCAUUUUUAAAUGAAUUAAGAAAACUUACAUCUUUGAGUAACUAUAACAUGAAAAAUUGUUCAAGCUUUAUAACAUUACCGAAUGUGGUAGGUAAUGACACAUCUUUGAGUACCUUAAAUAUAGAAGAAUGCUCAAGCUUGGCAUUAUUACCAAAUAAAUUAGGCAACCUCACAUCUUUGACUACCUUGAGUAUAUGUAAUUUUUCAAGUUUGACAUUGUUGCCAAAUGAACUCGGCAUCCUCAUAUCUUUGACUAUUGUGAGUAUAAGUGCUUAAAGUUGACAUCAUUGCCAAAUGAAUUAGGCAACCUCAUAUCUUUGACUUGCUUUGAUAUAGAGGAGUGCCUAAGUUUGAUUUUUUUAUCAAAUGAAAUAUUUAAUGUAUUUUUAAUAAGAUUCCUUUUAAAAUUGGUUUAAAAUCAAUAUAUAAUACACUCACAAGUUAGUGAGAUUUAUAAUUAAGUCUAAAUAAAUUAUUUUCAAAAAAAAAUAGUAUAAAUGAACCAGUAAUUCAAAGAAGAUUAAAUUUAGAUCAUACCAAAGAAAUAUAAAGAAAUAA
Physcomitrium patens is the source of this 792-nucleotide messenger RNA. The record is from RefSeq and is a predicted model, not a curated record. NCBI's taxonomy places the organism in Eukaryota, Viridiplantae, Streptophyta, Bryopsida, Funariales, Funariaceae.